This is a messenger RNA of Paramuricea clavata, 252 nucleotides long. The record is from the annotation of a GenBank genome assembly. NCBI's taxonomy places the organism in Eukaryota, Metazoa, Cnidaria, Anthozoa, Malacalcyonacea, Plexauridae.
AUGAAUGCUGAUAUUGAUGGUGUGGAUUAUACUAAUAGAGGUGGACGAUUGGUCACUGUAAAUAGAGUAGAUGAUGGUGAUGAUGACGAUGGUAUAGAUGUUGGUGAUGAUGAUAAUGAUGAUGGUUAUGGUAAUUAUGAUGGUGGUGAUGGUGAUAGUGAUCAUGAUGGUAGUGAUCAUGAUGGUGAUGAUAAUGAUUAUGGUUAUGGUAAUUAUGAUGGUGAUCAUGAUGGUAGUGAUUGUGGUAGAUAG